This is a messenger RNA of Symbiodinium necroappetens, 426 nucleotides long. NCBI's taxonomy places the organism in Eukaryota, Dinophyceae, Suessiales, Symbiodiniaceae. The record is from the annotation of a GenBank genome assembly.
GAGCUGGCUCAUGCCUUGGACCAGAGCCUCAUCUCCCGCUGCGCCCCGGCGCUGCAGGACAAGGAGAAGGUCCACCUGAAGGGCAUCAACAUCAACAACGUGGACCGCUCAGUGGGAGGCAUCCUCAGCUUCGAGGUCAGCAAGAAGUUUGGUGCAGUCGGACUCCCCGAGGGCACCCUGCACGUGUCCUUCAUUGGCAGCUCAGGACAGUCCUUCGGUAACUUCCUGGCUCCUGGUAUCACUUUCGAGCUCGAGGGCGACGCCAACGACUACAUCGGCAAGGGCCUGAGUGGAGGCACACUCGUCGUGUACAAGCCCAACCAGGCUCCCUAUGCGUCUCACGACGCUAUCAUCGCGGGCAACGCCGCGCUCUACGGAGGCACCGCCGGCAAGGCCUUCUUCGCCGGUAUCGCUGCCGAGCGCUUC